AGUGAUUCUAUUAUUAUUACGGCAGAGUACGUUCUGAAGGUAAGACAGCCUUCUAUUUCGGCUGUUUUCAUCGCUGCUGUUCCAUAUUUUUUGGGGCGUUAACCAUCGUGCAAUGACUGAAAUAUUUACUGGAGACGACAAACAAUAUGUGAUCCGCCCAAUAAAAGGAAAAGGCCAAGGACGGGACACGCUUACAUUCGACGUGAAAUGCCAAAAUGACGCUCAUAUUGCAUUGCUCAGCAGCGAAGAAAUUACGUCACCCAUGAUUGAAAUUUUCAUCGGUGGAUGGGGUAACCAGAAAUCGGCCAUUCGUUUCAAUCAAAGCCGGCCCGAUAAGGCUGAAGAACCAACGCCGGAUGUUGUCUGCUGCGAAGAGUACCGUCGUUUCUGGAUUCGCUUCCAUCAGAACGUUAUUCAAGUUGGAAGAGAGGGGGAUGCAGAUCCGUUUCUCAGUUGGGAAAACACAGAAGAGCCGUUCAACGUGACUCACUUUGCCUUCGCAACCGGUUGGGGUUCCGUAGGAACUUGGAUCUUUGACGACGAGGAGCAAUCUUCGUCGUCGUCUUCUUCUUCGUCGGAGGAGGAAGACCCUGAAAAGAUCCGCCAGCGGGGUAAGAAGCCGUUCUAUCGUCGCCCGGGAGUCUGGUUAGAUAUGAAAGAUGGGAAAGUUCCGAUGAGGGCUGUCAUUGGUGGAGUUGACGCAUCGGGAGAGAAAAUCUACGUUGGUCGUGUCAAAAAAGACGGGACUCUUCUGCCCGGAAAAAUUGUUCCCUCACAUAACUGUUGCUACGUGGCAAAAGGCGGUGAAGAAUUCGGCUCCUCAAAAUACCAGGUUUUAGUUCGCAACAAAUGCUGUGAACUAAUUUGGGUCCCCGCAAGUGAUGGAAGUAUUCCAUUUGGAGCGCUUCAAGGAGGAUUUUCGACCGACAAAGAAUCGGUCUUUAUUGGGCGAGUAGUGCACGACGGAGCCACUUCAAUUGGAUUGGUGCAUCCAUCACGUGGAAUUUGCUUGUGCACUUAUGGAGGAGAGGAGAUUAGUCAUAACGACUACGAAGUUCUCGUUGUCAAAACUAUCCCACUUUAAACUUGGUGUUGACUGAAUCUGUGAUAAUUGGCAUCUUUCAUUAGGCAUUUACAAAUGCGCCAGUAAUAAAUUGGCAACAAUGUAAUCAUGUCAAAAACAAAAAACAAAUACUUGUUUACUCUUUAAGGUUGGAAAUCUUUUAUUAAGCUAUCAAAAGCUUGCAGAAAUAUCUUUUUAAAGUUACUUAAAUUAAAUUCUUUAGCCGAAUUCGAAGCAGUGACCGCAGCUGGCGUUGCUGAAUAGGAUCUUUGUUUAACGAGGUAGUUCAGUUUAUUUUCUAUAUCUUCCUGCCAAGACUAAGUUAAACAUUAUCGCCAAUUAGAAAGAUAAAAUCAUAAACAUAGUGCACUUAUUACCUGAUCGAUAUUUAGAUGUUCAACAGGUAGUAGAGCUUUUUCAAGUAAAUCAACAUUUCGCUUUUUAACACUGUCAGUUUCCAUUUUGAGUAAAGACAGAAUACAUUUGAGUGAGCCUUC
This is a messenger RNA of Daphnia pulicaria, 1560 nucleotides long. RefSeq lists its product as uncharacterized. Bases 113 to 1084 code for a protein of 323 amino acids. The record is from RefSeq and is a predicted model, not a curated record. Lineage: Eukaryota; Metazoa; Arthropoda; Branchiopoda; Diplostraca; Daphniidae. The transcript is spliced from 6 exons.